Volvox carteri f. nagariensis is the source of this 570-nucleotide messenger RNA. RefSeq lists its product as uncharacterized. Gene Ontology annotation, biological process: protein phosphorylation. The annotation marks the transcript as partial. The record is from RefSeq and is a predicted model, not a curated record. The transcript has 3 exons. Gene Ontology annotation, molecular function: protein kinase activity; ATP binding. Lineage: Eukaryota; Viridiplantae; Chlorophyta; Chlorophyceae; Chlamydomonadales; Volvocaceae.
AUGCGCAGCCGGCAUCGCUGGGCCUCCGUAACGCCUGCAUUGACGCUUGACAUGCUUAUUUCCCGCCAGGCCGAGGUGCUUUCCAUCGCGCAUGACGUGGCGUCGGGCCUGGCCUACCUGCACACCCUGGAUCUAUGCCAUGGCGACCUUCGUGCGGAGAACGUCAUGAUGCAGACUUUGACCGACCCAUGGCUCAGCCUGGCGUGCAUGCCGCCCGAGUGCGCAGGGGGCCCGUGGACCCCUGAAGUGGCAGACGCUGUCGGCGCCAGCUCAGGCGCUGACGUGGCGCACCUGCCGCCAGAGCUGCUGCUGUCGGGGCGGUUGCACCCAUCAUCCGAUGUGUACUCGCUGGGCGUGCUGCUCUGGCGAAUGCUAUCACCCACCGGGGAGCAACCGUACGGCAAGUUACGGCCUGCAGAGGUGGCAUACAAGGUGGUAGCAUGCGGCAUGCGUCCCGCCUUUUCACCCGCGGUUCCGGAGCCUCUGCGGCGGCUGGUGGAGGACUGCUGGCAGAGCGACCCGGCGGCGCGACCUACGAUUACGCUGGUGCUGCAGCGGCUAACGGAGCUG